CAUCUUCUCUCCCAGAGGUCUCGAAUUCUCAUUUACAAUCCACUCCACUGCGUGCCAGUGCGCGCACCGUUUGAAGUGCCAGAACGUGCCUUCCCGUGCAUGCGUGUGCAUGACUGAAUAGUGAACGGCGUGGAGAAGAGGAGACAGCCAACAGCAUCGGGAAGGCGGUGGAGUGUCCUGCCUCCUUUCGCCUUUACACACAUGCAUCUGUAAGGCAUCAGCAUUUCUGGAUCCGCACUCAGUCAACAACUCCGUGGAGCUCGAGGAGGUUUCCUUUUUGAUACACAGUGCUGAACAAACUGUGCUUUGCAGAAGUGCAAAUAUCCUAUGGCUAUGAGCGAAAGGACGCAACACGCUUCUUGGUAUUCACAGCUACAUUAAGUUAAACAAAUUUGUAGACUGGGUUGAAACGCUGACACCUGGAUCAUCCGUGGGAGCAAUUUUCUUCAAACUAGCUGUUAUAUUGAGCACAGUCAACUAAAUCCCCCCGUUUUGGAGGCGCUGUUUCAUAUGAUUUUGUCUUCAAAUAUAUGCAAGGAGGACCAGCUUGGUUAACCUGAUAGCCUACCGCGGCACCGUUUUUUCUUCUGUAUCGCAUUUGCGUCAUGACUUCUAGCUAUGCACAUGUAAUGGACAGACAAGCAACCAUAUCCAGUAGACUGGAGAGUCCCAUUACAGUCAAUCUGGAAAACCUGCAGGCCAAAAAGAACUUCUCGGUGAGCCACCUGUUGGAUCUAGAGGAGGCCAGGGAAAUGGUCGGGUCUCAGACGGACGAAAGUGUGGGAGACACGGGCAGGACUAUGCUGGAAUCCCCCGGUUUAACCAGCGGCAGUGACACAACGCAGCAGGAAAAUGAGCAGCUUAACUCAGAAGAGAAGAAGAAGAGGAAACAACGAAGAAACAGAACCACGUUCAACAGCAGCCAGCUGCAGGCUCUGGAGCGAGUGUUUGAGCGGACACACUACCCCGAUGCCUUUGUUAGAGAGGACCUGGCACGCAGGGUCAAUCUCACUGAGGCUAGAGUUCAGGUGUGGUUUCAAAACAGACGUGCAAAGUUUCGACGUAAUGAGCGGGCGAUGCUGGCCAGUAAGAACGCUUCACUUCUGAAAUCCUACUCGGGAGACGUGACAGCCGUGGAGCAGCCUAUAGUCCCCCGCCCCGCACCCCGUCCCAACGACUACCUUUCCUGGGGGAGUACAGCUCCGUACAGCUGGUACCCAAGGCCGGAGGGAGGGCCAAUGCGAAUGCCACAGAAAAUGCUGCCCACAGAAAGCAACACCAUGGCAACCUACUCACCACCCGCUUGUGCCAACGCCACUUCCACCCAGGGAAUGAACAUGGCCAGCAGUAUUGCUAACCUGAGACUGAAAGCCAAAGAAUACAGCCUCAAUCAGGUGCCCACCAUCAACUAAACUUGAAAAAGAGGUAGAAGAAGGGACGAAGAGAAGCAAUGAGAAGAUCUCAGUGGACAUGGAUGAGUUAUUAGAGAUUUUUUUGGCCUUCUGUUCUGCACUGUCAGGGCAUAAUGGAUAUGACCUUUCACCCCCUCCCACAACAAUGGAAUGGCAUUGUCAUCCCUUUCAUUUGGCUUCGUCACAGAUGAAGGUAUGUUUCAAAGACUGAUCUGGAGACUGUAAAGACUGCAAAAGGUCCGCUCCUUGGAGAACAAGUCAAUAAACAGGGCUCCACUAAAUCAGUACGAAGUAGCAGAGAGAGAGCCUGGAUACUGUAAGCUGUUCUUCUUUGUUCUUUUCUGGCUUCAUUUUUGGGUCAACUGGAUGAAAAGUAAAGAAACUUUUAUGGCAAACAACGAAGGACUGACGUUCGCCAUUGACCGGUUUAAAUAACACCUGUGUGUGCAUGUUAAAUGCAGAGAUUUGGCAAAAUAAGCAAUCAGAAAUUUGCUCUGGAAAUAAAGACACAUUUGUGGACUUCAUAGCCUAUGUUUAAAGGCAUCACUUCCAAAGAAAGAUCUGGGGCCGGAUUGCAACAUCUUUUAAUGUAAUUUCUUAAAUAUUACACCACUGUUUACGGUAAAAUGAUGUUCCCCAUGAUGACCCAUGUAUCUGCUCACAGUACACUUCUGUUCAGUAGGUGUUGAAUUUUUUUUUAAACCUAUUUUUCUUAUAUUUUGAAACCAUAUAGUAAUAAAACAUUUUUGAGCAA
Molecule: messenger RNA, 2166 nt
Organism: Paramisgurnus dabryanus
Lineage: Eukaryota; Metazoa; Chordata; Actinopteri; Cypriniformes; Cobitidae
Gene: prrx1b
Product: paired related homeobox 1b
Biological process (GO): regulation of transcription by RNA polymerase II
Cellular component (GO): nucleus
Molecular function (GO): DNA-binding transcription factor activity, RNA polymerase II-specific; RNA polymerase II cis-regulatory region sequence-specific DNA binding
Source: RefSeq, a predicted model, not a curated record